AUGCAACAUUGUGAAAAAACUCAUUUUGAUUUCUCUAUUUACAUGGCAUUUCAGGACUGACGUGCACUCCUUAUAAGUGAUCUGGAAAAUGCCCCUACCUCCUGAAACUGCAAUAGGUUUAUGAGUUAAGCUGACAUAAUAAUGCCACACCUGUCUGACCCGGUGUUCUUGUGGUUUGUCUGAAGGGAGAGUCAUGACAGCCACAAAGUUGGUGGAAUGGCCUGUAGUUGACAGGAUCCCUCUUCUCUCGCUGGUCUUGUACACUGAGGCCAGGUAACUUGGUCACUGUGGGAUGUCUGCUCUCUUACAUGGCUUCAGCCAUGUCUGCAGCAAAGAACAAAGUAGUCCUUUUCAUCUCGGACAGCCUUGGAUUGGCCAAAGUAUUUUUACAUUGUUGGCAGGGUCUUUUGUUUGCUUUUUAACAGAUAGCUCUGAAAACUUCUUUCUUGUUUCCUCUUUCUUAGCAGAUUGCUUCCACUCCCAAGAUACACAACACCAAACUUCCCAUUAUUAUUAUUAUUAUUAUUAGCAGAGGAUUCUCAGCUCCUCUCAGACACUAAUUUCUAUUUCAACAACUUGUUUAGCACGCUUACAGAGCCAAUCCCAGUCAUCAGUGAUGCUGCCACCAUAAUUGCAUUCUCCAGUCAUAUAGUGAAGAACAUCAGCUGGCACCUCUUAAAAAAAAGCUGGUGAUCUGAGCAGCAGCUGAGCAAUUCUCUGGGCAGCAUAUCCCUAUCACUGUAAUUUACUUGGAAGUCAACCAGAAUUCUCACUGGAAAGUUUAAAAGCAGUUAAUUCAUGCUUGAACCAUUUGAUCUGCAGAUCUUCAAAUAAUCAUCCAUCAGGUCAUCCAGCAUUGCUGCUUUUGAAGAAUAAUAGCACCAGAAAUUUCCGUAGUAAUGCAGCUAGAACUCCCCUGAGUACGAGUUUAUGGAAAAAUCUUCCAAAAUUUUCUCUCCUUGUUUGGCAUAUUCCUAAAAUAAAUGUAUGCUGUCACAGGCCCAUAGCUAUGUUCAUGAUUUUUUUUUUUUUUUUAGAAAAUAAAGUCAAACAUGCUUAAAGUCUUGAGGUUGGGAGAAACUGGACUCCUCUUAGGUGCAUAAAAGGAAAAAAUUGUGACUGAUAACAGAUAAAUUAUUUACAGAAAAUCAAGGCAAGAGAACUGGGAUGAAGAAAACCAGUCAGAAAAGGUACCAAGAGAUGUUUACUACAUACAAGUUAUUAUCGUUAAGGGAAGGGAAAAAAAAAGCCUCCCUCACUGGUAGGAAGUAUAUUUACUCCUAAGCUCUGGUCAUAGGACAUCCCCCUAAGAACCCUCCACCUCCCCACCCUCUCCUUCAGGAAGGAAACACACAAUUCCAUGAAGCUGCUUGAAUCACUUGCCCAUUAGCCACAUUAUUGCUUGAAUUUGCCUAUUGACCACUGAUAACCAAAAUAACUCCAGGCUGACAGUUGUUUGAGAAUAACGCACCCCUGCCUCCUUCCUACCCCAUCCCUAACUUUAACAGAUUUUGGCUGCUUAGGAAGCUGGAGCAUGACGAAGUGCCAUGUAUUGCUAGCAGAUUCCAGAGGGGCUUCUAUGAAAUACACCUAACUCUGCAAACAGGGAAGGAAAUGCCUUCUGCCAAACUUACACAAAUAGAUCAAGGUUCUCUUUAAUCUGAAACAGUCAAGAAUCUGGUAUUCUCCCUGUCAUUGAAUAAAUCACAGAGAGGCAUUAAGUGUCUUAGUGUGAUGUUUUACACUUCGCAGUAACAUCGCCAAGAACGGAAUCCACAGUUCCUGCCUGGAGACAGGUUACAAUUCCAAUGAAUAAGGCCACUGUGGGAAACAAAUGCUGCUCUGUUUUGCAUGGCAGAACUUCUGAAUUGUAAUUUGAAAGUUUCCCAGAUCUGUUAUGUACCAAUCAUGGUACUCUAACCAGAAAACGAAUGUGGUGAGCACUAGUGCAAGUAGACCUUGGCUUCCAGUUCACUGUCCCCGCUAAGCUGUGGCUGUGGCAGCAACCCAGCCUGCAUUGGUACAUUCACACAUAGUCCUACAAAAUGCAAGCGAGGGCUGGUGACCCUUGUGAGCAGUUGCUGUACCUUGUACUGGUCAAGGAAGGUGUGCAGCUGCUGUGCAGGUCAGUCGCAUUGGAGCUGUAUGGAAUGUUCCAACCCAACGGCCCAAAAUUCCACCUUUCUUGUACCAGAGCAUGGAAAAAGCAGAGGCCUCACAGCAAUGUCUUGAACACAACCUUAAAACCAAGUGAAAUACUGUUAAUAAUUCAUAGCUGGUUAAACCAUAUUUUUUUCUUGUGUCCUGCACAGUGGUGCUGUCUUUGAGUCACUCAAAGCCCAGCAUCUCCUGCUCUGGUCACUGACUGACUGUUUGUGAGUCAGGGGUAACUUCUUGACACACAAAGGCCUUCAGCAUGGUCAUUAAACUGUCAUGAGCACCAGUUCUAAAUAUUCUCUUAAACUCUCAAAGUGAUUUUAUUUUUAAAGCUAUAUAUUCAUUAUAUAUAAUCAGUAUACAUGACAUGCAGCUAUGUGUACAAGACCAUGCACCUAUGCAAUUUUUUUACACCACUAUAUUAUAAAACAUUGCUCAAACAAUAUUUAUGCUUUUUUUUUUCUCCUUAUCAAGGUAGAUUUAUGGCCUUUACACAAAAACAUUGUGUAGGAACUUUUGGUUUGGUUUGGUUUUCAACUGAGACAGUUUAGCAAAAUAUAGAUCUCAGUUAGAUGAUCUACAUUAAUUAUAGAAAAAUAAUGUAAAAUCAUGUAAAAUAUGCUUGCAAACAGACAUCUAGUUCUAAAAAGAGUGGUGAAGAUUUUCCCAGUCUUAAUUUUUUUUUUAACUAGAGAGCUGUCUUAUUGAUACCAUACCACAAAUUUCAAUUGAAGAAGUAGGAGAUGAGCAAUAAAAUAAAAAUUAAAUUAAAAUAAAAUAAAAAUAAAAAUUAAAUUCACUGCGCUAUUGCCAGUUAUCAAAACUAGUUGCCUUUCAGUGGAAAGCACCUAUUUAAUUUGUGAGGGUUUUUUUCCCCCAGACCGUAUAUACACAGUCAUCAGGGUCUGCUUUAACUGAAUCACAGAGUUGUAACAUUACUAAUAGGCUUUCUGCAGCUGUUGGAAAAGUCAGGAUCAGGUAUUGAAUAUAUGAUAUUUAAUGUGUGGUAUAGUUUAAAAUACAGUUUCAAUCUUUUUUUUUCGUGCCAUUCCACUUCACUAAAACCUCUUAUCUGUCUUCCAUUGAAAUACUCCAACUACACAUCCAUUUAAUCUGGAACUGUAAGAUUCUGACAGUUUAAAAAUACUCCUGAAAACAAUAUGAUCUUACUCUUGAAGGAUGUAGAAAAUCUACUAUAAAAUGCAAGAUACCUUUGCAGUUUGGUGGCUGGAGACUUGAAGUAUGUCUGUCAUUCUCAACAGCAGAGAAUGAUAGUUCCUGACAGAAUAAUAGUCAGGAAAUGCAAGAAAUACAUCUUACCCCAAACCAGCAACUUUCUAGUGUUCUAACAGUACUCUUGUUACAUAAGAACUGAUUUGGGCUACUGGGGAUUUUUUUUGUUGUUGUUUUGAAUGCCAUAAUAACGACAGUCAAAGUGAAAAAAAUCCGUACUUCAAUUCUGCAAUUCUGAUGUGUAAAUGUCACCCAAGAUUCUAAGGUCCUAUAUUACUAUGAUGUUUUUAAUUAAGUAUUAUAUUACAAUUAAUGCAUAUUAGAAAAAAAUAGCAUUUUCAGAUAAGAUUACUUACAAUAAACAUUUAAACCAUUACAGUUUUUUUCUUUUUUGCAUUUUAAAUUUGAGAUUACACAAACAAAUUAGUUAAAUAGAUCAUGACUUCACAAGAUCAUAAAAUGUGCCAAAAAAUAUUUAACCUACCAUUUUCUUUAAACAAUAGACAAAUUAUUCAUACCUGAAAAAUGUCCUCUGCAUUAUUUAGUGCUUUUUGUUAAAGAGAAUCAGAAGAUCAAUUUGGGCAGUUAAAAACUUUGGCAUUUCAACUUUUACUUAAAUAAAGCUCCUUGCUUCACAUAAACAUACACAUAUGUACACAUAUGUGUACACAAACAUCAACUAUGUUAAAAAAGUCUGGAGAUAUUAAAAUACUUGAUCAUCAGCAAGCUACAGAAGGGCUAUCAUGGAGUCAGCCCCAGGUGAAAGUGUAAAUAUCAGUGGUUGCACAGCCCAGGCUUUGAACUCUUCUACCAUUUGUAUCAUCUAAAAGAAAAAGGAAAAACAGAAUUAAAUUGCCCUACUUAGGGUAACACAUACUACUCUAAACAUCUGAAUAUCAAUUUCAAGGACAGUAUCCCUGCAUAUAAAAUUAUAUACAAGUACAGUCCCAGAGGAAUCAAUGAUUUAGCAUGUGUAAAUCUAGGCAAAAACGAUGCUGUAAUAAAGCUGAAAUUAAAAGUCCUAUGCAGAUGUUCCUUAAUCUCAUUUCUGUCACCACAUCUGGACAGACUGACAUGCUGGGUUAUUUUCUGCACUUAUUCCAUCUGUAUUAUGGAGAGGAUUUAAAUUUUUCAAGUCUCAUAAUGCAACACCUUUCAAAGUUGUUAAGAUCUUGGCUUAGAAAGCUGCUGCAUACAGCAGACUUGAACACACUGGUAUUUAAAAUUCCUGCUGAAGCUAAGUAGGCUCUGUACCAAAAUAAGAGACAAUUUAUAAAGUGACAGAUUAAUACUUUCAUCCUGUAAACCCUUACAGAUGUAAUUCUUCAAAAUAUUAUCACUAAUUCUAUCUCUGGACAUACUCUAAAAUAUUUUAAAAUAGAAUAGAAUCUUUAGAAUAUUAUAAAAUAACCACCAGCUCAUCUUUAAAGAAAUGCAAUAGUAUUUGCAAAGAGAAUCCUAAGAUUUAAUAUCUGAAAGCGAAGUCUAAGAAACACUAAAGGAGUCAAAUAGCAAUGUUAAUUCAACCCCUCUGUCACAUUCUGUGUACUUGGUCACACUGUAUAUUUUUUCCUUGAAAGCACCUGCAGAUUUUAUAAUUGAAAUGUUAAAAACUUCAUGUUAAAAAUUCUAGUUACUAAUACAGCAACUUAGCAUAUAAAAUUUUAAAAUAUAUUAUCCUCGUUGUGACCAGAGGGGGGAAAACUUCCAGUAGCUUCAUUUCUCUUGAUUGUCCUGCUCAUAAACUCACCUGUGUUUUUGCUUUCUUUAAAAACUUACCCUGCUUUACAGGUGCAAUGUGUCACCAAUUAGUAAUGCCUUAAAUUUGAGAGCAGGAGAGAGGCUCUGGGCUCUGUUAACUGUGGGCUUUAUAGAUGGAGAUGCUCUUGAAAGAGCUUAGUUCAGCUUCCAAGCUCUUGACUGAUUUUAAGGAGAUGUAUGAGUAUGAGAACCGUUUAAAAACCUUCACAAAGUGGCCUUUCCAAGAGAACUGCAAGUGCACUCCGGAGAAUAUGGCAAAGGCGGGAUUCAUCCACUGUCCAAAUGUAAAUGAACCAGAUGUGGCAAAGUGUUUCUUUUGCUUGUUAGAACUGGAAGGCUGGGAGCAAAAUGAUGAUCCAUGGGAGGAACACACCAAACGUCACACCUGUGACUUUUUAUCUCUUCCUAAGAACUUUGAAGACCUUACAAUGGAGGAGUACUACAUGCUGGAGAUGACACGGCUGAGAACAUUCAUUUGCAGAAUUGGCAGACGGAUAAUAAACUCUUUUGAAGAAGAAGUUGCCACAACUAGGAGGCAUCUUGUGGAUUACUUUGUCUCCAAGCAUCAGUACACACCACCACUGCCACUGCCUCUCAGUGAUGAUCCAUCCACUCAGCACUCAGAAGGCUCACACUGCCAGUCAAAAUAAGACCAGGAGAAGUGAAGUGUCAAGUCCGAUUCUAAAAGUUUCUCUUCUUUAUGUGGUACAGUCAUAUCUUUAUCUGAGUAUGAAUAUAAAGGAGGAAAUGUGUGUAGAGAAUUCCCUUCAUAGGGUCUCUGGAACAGAGUUCAAAGCUGUUUAUACUAACUCCUGUCUUUCAUAAUAUGCUUUGUUUUUAUGCUUAAGUGUGGACUAAUAGUAGUCCCACUAACCUGUGAAUAUGUGAAAAAUGUCUAAGCAAAUACUUAUAUUAUUGUGGGGUUUAGCAGACUGAUUUUUUUGUUUUUUGGAAUAAA
Molecule: messenger RNA, 6109 nt
Organism: Pipra filicauda (Wire-tailed manakin)
Lineage: Eukaryota; Metazoa; Chordata; Aves; Passeriformes; Pipridae
Product: baculoviral IAP repeat-containing protein 5.1-like
Exons: 4
Coding region: 5265-5801 (178 amino acids)
Source: RefSeq, a predicted model, not a curated record